Messenger RNA from Bactrocera tryoni, 7297 nucleotides. It is a transcript of the gene tai, whose product is annotated as nuclear receptor coactivator 2. Lineage: Eukaryota; Metazoa; Arthropoda; Insecta; Diptera; Tephritidae. The transcript is spliced from 14 exons. Gene Ontology annotation, cellular component: nucleus. The coding region runs from base 376 to 6834 and encodes 2152 amino acids. The record is from RefSeq and is a predicted model, not a curated record. Gene Ontology annotation, biological process: cellular response to hormone stimulus; positive regulation of transcription by RNA polymerase II. Gene Ontology annotation, molecular function: nuclear receptor binding; protein dimerization activity.
UGAAAACAAAACGAAAGUAUUAAAUUUACAAAGAAAGAAGAAAACUGCAAGGUUAAAUGUGAAUUUGGGCUGGAUAACUACAAAUAUGUAAAAAAGUUCCAACUGAAUUAACGAAAUAAUGAACUAAAGGACUCCUUAAAAGUGAAAUAUGUGCCUUAAGUAUUACACGCAACGCACGUUAAAAAAUAGAAUAAAUCCAAGAAAUUGAGAACCUUAAUUAUUUAGUCUGGUUUAUUUAAUCAAAACCUUUCGUAUAGUAAUUAUUUUAUAACGAUUCGUAUGAAAAACACGUGCGUUGAAGAAGAGGAUAGUGUGUAAUCCUGGGCAGAAACGGGAGACGGGGACAUCUACACGCAGCUAACAGAUGAUCCCCACAUGUCAAUUGUUGCAGCCGAAAAUGCAGGGCUUGGCCCAUGUGAUUUACCAGAUUCGUGGGCACCAAACACAAUUAAUAGCAUCAACAAUAUUACUAGUAUCGUUGCAAAUAGUAGAGACAUCUCAUCGUUAUCAGCAGUCACAAAAAAUUCAUCAAACACGGCUGUCCCUCUUAAUAUUGACAACAAUAUUAGCUCGAAUAUUGUGUUCUUCAAGAACCAAAGUAGUCCAACUACAACUGCCAUUCAACCGACCACUUCUUUCGGCUUUUCACCAACAUCAACGGCAAGAGCAACAACAUCAACCACUUCCAGUCUUAUAUACAAGGUGCCUCUCUCAUCGCCAGCCGCCGCUACAGCCGCUGUUACUGUUUCACCAGCCAGCAUUGGUAGUGUAGUAACGUCUUUAGGUGUGGGUCUGGUACCCUCAAUACCGACGUGUGCGUCCCUUACUGGAACGAGUGCCGGUGGAACUGGAGCUGUUGCUGGUGUACUGUUAUCAAGCCCAAUAUCAGCUGGUGACAGUAGCAAUAGUAUUAGUAUUUCGGGUCAAAAAACAAUUACAAAUUAUCAAGUAAACAACGUCAAUAAUAACGCAAAUAACACCGGCAAUACCAGCGUUAGAAGUCUAACACUUCCAUUGCAGCAACAACAACUACAAUUGCUACAACAAAACGGCUUAUUGCUACAUAACAAACAGAACAACCAAAACAACAAUAACAGCUCUUUAGUGAAUAAUAACCACCAUAAAAAUAGCAACAACUUUAAUUUAAUACUGCGACAGAAGGCUGCAGCAACUGUAAGUUUAGCCGCCGCACUGCAAAAUUCAAUCACCAUGAAUGCGGUGGCUUCGCCAAUCUCAAACAACCCAGCGACGCCGACUCGAAAAAUUAGAAGAAAAACUGAUCCGAAAGCCAAUUUGCCGCAAUCACAGAUUAAUAAAUGUAAUAACGAGAAAAGGCGUCGCGAAUUGGAAAACAAUUAUAUCGAGCAAUUGUCCGAGUUUUUACAACUCAACAAACGCGGUGAUACAGCCUCAACGAAACCAGACAAGGCAGCAAUAUUGAACCAAGUAGUGAAAACGUAUCGUGAGUUUUGUGACAAGGGCCAAAGCCGUGAUAUUUCUUCCUCAACGUCGACUACCGCUUCUUCAGCUCUCAAUUCGACGACACCUAAUAACAACAAUAGCAGCUCAACUUGUAAAAGCAACGAUAAUCGAAAUAAUACAGCAUCUACACGUUGUUUACGAUGUGCAACUGACAAUUGCUCUAUCCAUCCAGUACAACAAGGUGACGUUUCAUCGACCGAACCCCCAUUGCCGGAGCCAUCACUGCUUAACGGUCAGGUUCCCGAAAUAUCUGCCUAUUUUGAGGCGUUGGAACAUUACCUCUCUUCAGUCGAUUGGGUGCUUUUACAAGUCACUGCAGACGGGAUAAUCGAGUCGUGUACGCAGAAUAUUCGAGAACUAAUCGGCUAUGACAAACAGGAACUGUUUCGUAAACCACUAUAUCAGUACCUACACUCCGGCGAUCAUGCGAAAUUAGAUCCAAUUAUAAAUAAUAUGCCGUAUGGGGUUAGCGGAAAUGCAACUGGUGACAUUGGUUGUGGUAGCGGUAGCCAAAGUGGCUGGAAUGAUUUGGAAGAUGCGAAUAGUGGUACAAAUUCGCAACAUUCAACAGCUUCGUUAGGUCCAGGGAGUGCUAAAACUAAAAGAAAUAUAGCAGCUAAAGUCCGAAUGCUAGUCAAAGAUUUGCGUUCGGCUACUCAAACAUCUAUGACGCACCAAAACGAUGCUUUGGAUCAGAAAACUGUCGGACAACACAUAAACCCCGAAAAAUAUGAGGAAGUUAUGCUGCUAGCAACACCGAUGAAAGACGAUGGUGAUACAACGUCCUCCAUAUUGUGUUUGAUUACCCGUCCCGAAGAUGAACCGGCCAUACAGCAGAUACAACCGCAGGCCAUAGAGCAUUUAACCUUUAAACUCGACGUACACGGCAAGAUACUCAAUUUGGAUGUAACUGCACUUCGUGAACCCUAUCGUCAACAUUUGAGUAGUUGGUUGGGACGCCUUUUGCAAGAUCUUUGUCAUCCGCAGGACUUAAAUGCUCUGAAAUCUCACUUACGCGAGGUUCAAGAGUCAGCUGCUUCAGUCCAUUUGAUGAACUCUCCAUCAUCACACUCACCUGGUGGAACGCCUGCAACACUCAUUCAUCCUCCCAUUGCGAAUGUGAUGUCACGUCCAUUUAGAUUGCGUCUCGGCGCACCCGAUAUUUAUGUUCAUGUUAAGGCGAAUUCACGACUUUUUUUAAAUCAGUCGCAAACUGAGGGCGAUUAUAUUAUGUCUCUGCAAACAUUACUUAACACGGAUAACGAUAUAGGUGGAGGAGGUAUAAGUGGAUUGAACAUCGGAGGUAUCGGGAACAGUAGUAUGAUGCCAUCUAGCAGUUUGUCAACAAUGUCGCCUAGUCCAUCGUUAGUUUCGCCCCUUUCUCUGCCCUUGGACUCACUUGUUAAUAACAAUUCGUCAUGCUCCUCUUCGUCGGCCUCAGCUUUAGCAAGUGUAAGUAGCGGUGUACAUAUGUUAGGAGGACUAGUUGGAGGUGGUGGUAUGCCACCACUCACCACGCAAACUACUAAUGUGGGUGGACCACUGAUGACUUCAGCUGUUAUCAAUGGUACAGGGAGUGGUACACAACGUAACAAUCCUACUGUGGCAACAUCGGCUUCGACUUCGAAUAAUUCCAAUCUGGUCAAUUCGUUUACCGCAUCGCCUGCUGGACCCGAAGCAACGAUUUUCUAUAGCUCCGACCCCUUUGAUUUUGACUUGGCACAUUCCAGUUUUGAAAUGGACGCCACUGGUUGGACGGAUUCGCGUCCAAACUCCCGCGCUUCUGUUACUACCCCAGUAAGCACUCCGCGUCCACCGUCAGCGGGACAUGGUUUCAGUCCGGCAGUAUGUGCUUCACCAUCGACACCAUAUCAACUGUCGUCACACUCAGCUGCGAGCUUGCCUUCUCCUCAGUCAAAUACAAGUCAGCCGUCAUCUGCUGGUCCCGGGGUUAGUGGAGGCCCGUUUGGUUUUGGUUUUCCGGCGUUCGAAACAAGUGAUAAAAAUAUUGAUAAAGACCACAUGAACGCUAGCAUAAACAGCAGUAGCAACAUAAGUGGCAAUAAUUCUGGACCUCAAGGUGGUUCCAGUGGUGCGUUGAGCGGCCCUGCAAAUUUACCAAAUGGUGGUCCGCCAUUACUUACCACUGUUGCUAACAUGACCCAACUAUCUGCACAGACGAAUCCACCCCAACCGGAAUCAGAGCGUUUACGGCAUUUAUUGACAAAUAAAUCGCAUUCAAUGACCUCAGGAAUGAAUCCGACCGAUGGUGAUAAAGAUCAUCUUAGCCUGCGCCAUAAGUUUUACAAUCAGAGUCUACUCAAUUCCGAUGAAGAUAAGGAUGGUGGAGGUGCCGGCGGUAGCAACAGGGGUUCGUCCGGAAUGUUCAAAAUGGGCGCUACUGGUAUAUCGAAUGCGCGCCUAUUUGGUGGUGGUGCAUUACCAAAAUCUUCGAACUCCAGCAAUCCCAUGUUACUGUCGCUGCUUAACGAAAAAUCGGAGGAUGAUGAUGGAAAAGGACCUUCGCUUGGUCGACAAAGUGAAUUGAUGCGCCAGCUACAAAAAGACGAUGGGCACUAUAGUCAUUCACACGGUCAUAGCCACGGGCAACAUCACUCCAAGGACAUGUCGCAAGAGGAUUUACUAAAAAGUUUAAAGUACCAGGGUGAUCCUACAACUCGCAAGCGUUCGCUCAAUGAACCGGAUGAUGGCAUAUUAGCAAAACGUGAAAGUGACCGCCCAUCCAAGUUACGUGAGAGCAAUAAAAUGCUUGCCUCGCUGUUAGAAAAUCCGCCAAAGAAUCCUAUAGUCACUGUACCACCUCAAGUCAAAGCUAUACCUGACAUUACACCUUCAGCAAGCCGCGUCAACUCGACACUCGGUGUUAUGAGUGUUUCAGCGCCGAAUAGUCUAGGUGGCAUGCCUCCAAAAAGCGGCACAAUGACGACGACCUCAUCAAUUAGUGCAGGAGGCAGUUCUGUCGGAGCCGUUGGACGGAGCAAUAGUAUGCGCAAACAAUUUUCCGAUGCCUACCUCACGCUGCAACAGCAGCAACAUCAGCAACAACUCCACCUACAACAACAGCAACAACAACAACAAUGUUUAGGUAACAUUCAACGUUCUUCACAUCAGCAACCAACACAACUAUCUCAACCGCAAAUAAAUUUUUCUUCAUCGGACGCCUUCGGAACAUCUUCACAUAACACCACAGCUACCUCAGGGACAGCCAACGUCACAGCGUCAAUAGUGACAUCACAAGCAAGCUCCCAAUUAGCCGCCCCUAGCGGCGCUGAUGGCGAUUCAGAAUUAUCUAAGAUUUUGGAUAGCGUUAUGGAUUACGUUUCAGACGAUGGGCCAUUUGUAUCAGCACCUACUCCCACUGCCUUGGCUGGAUUAACGCAGCAAGAGAUUAAUGAACGCAUGGCUAUCAACGCUAUUCAAAAUUCAUUGAUGGUCGAGACAUCUCAACUGCAACAGCAGCAACAUCAUCAACAACAGCCGCAACCGCCAGCCUAUCCUGGCAACGUAAUGGGGAGUGGCAGUGGAGGGAGUUUAACUCAGCAACAACAACAGCUACAGCUCCAGCAUCAUCUGCAGAUGUUGCAAAGGCAGCAGGCUGCAAUUGGAGGCAAUCAACAGUCAACUCAGGUACAACAAAUGUUGGAGGUAUUACGUGUCAACGCCAAUCAAAGUUUCCAACGACCGCCACCUAUGUAUUCGGCGUCACGUAACAGGGGCCCAAUGAAUACUGUUACGACACCUGGAGGCUCUGUUUUGCCAGCGCAUCAGCAGUAUCGAAUUCGUCAACAGCAGCAACAGCAACAACAACAGAAAGAGCGUCUUCUUCAGCAACAACAAAAGCAACAGCUUUUGGUUCCUGAGAGUGCAACAGCGCGCACAGAUCAGUUAUGUCUAAAUCCGAACAUCAACAACAUUGGUUCGCUGUUGAAUAACACAGUAGCGCCAAAUGUCGCCUUAUCUCGUACCAACUUGCCGCCCGAUUCGCAACUGAGUCCGAAUUUUUCACAGAGUUUACUACAACAACAACAGUUAAGUCCAGGGCAACGUAAUGCACCAUUUAGUCCACAAACGAAUGCAGGUUAUGCACCGCAAUAUUCACAAAGCGGACAACGUCUAUCGCCCCAUCAUCAACAGCAUAUUUCACAGCAGCAACAACAAGUGAAUGCUCAGCAACAACAACAGAUGGCGUUUCAGGCUGCCCAAGCAGCAAACGCUAAUGUUACUCCGCAGCUAUCACCACGCCAACCGCCUUUUGGUGGAGGAGCAGGUGGUAUACAAUCACCUACAGGCAUGCCGUCAUCACAACAAUGGAAUGCUAGUGGUAAUGUUAGUACGCCAAGUGUACAACUAAGUGGAAAUGUGACAACUCAACGCGGUCAUUCAUUACAACAACAUAAUCCUAUGUUAAGCGCGCAGUUACAACAGGGUGUUAGUCCUUAUACAACACGUCCGUAUCAAAAUCAGCGGCGAAGUCUCAACUCUCCAAACGGAGGGGGUGUAUCUGGCAAUGCAGUUACUAGUAAUAUUGGAACUAAUGUCGGUCUGCAGCGGCAAAAUUCUUUUCAAGGUGGCGAAUCUGGUGGUUUUAGUGGUGGUACCUCAAAUUCUCCAUCUCCACAGUCACCAUAUGGUGGACCCAGCUCAAACGUAUUCCAGCAACAACAAAUGCAACGAAUGCAACGCCAGGGUAGCGUUCCGCAAACUACCCAACAUUUACCUGGCUCUCCACGCCCUUUCAUUGCGAAUGUAAAUCACGAAAAUAUUGUAGGUACAAGCGGCAAUGGCGCCGCCACAAGCCUCGGCGUAAAUGGCGGUGUCAGCGUCGGCGGGAGUGUCGGUAUUGUUGGCUUUGGUGGCAUGAUGUACAAUAAUAUGCAGCAUGCUGCUCAUGCGACCCCACAACAAACACAAAACGAAUUUUAUGGUCGCGCUCAGGCCGCAGGUAAUGCAGCAAACUCUUCUGAUUUCGUAAAACAGGAAUUGCGGGCUGUAGUAAGCGGACGUGCUCAACAACAGGCUGCUGCCGCUGGAGGAGCUGGUGCUUCUUCUGGUGGAAACGGAGUGCCAGGUGGCGGCGGAGGAAAUGGCGGUCCUGGCGGUCUGCGAAUAACUUCCACCCCGCAAAGUCCCUUGAGCAGUGCUCAACAGGGACCAAUGAGUGGUGGUAAUUCUGGAGGUUUAAAUAGUACAAAUUCGCUUAGCAUGCAACAACAUCAAUCUGGGUCAAUAGGAACUGGUGUUAGCCAAAAUGCACUACUUAAUACACCAGAUCCUUCCAUGAACUUUAGCUUCGAUGCACAAGAUUUCUUUGGCAACAAUGCUACAAGGUGACCAUAAAAAGUCUGGAAUUCAAUAUACACUACUAACGGCCGUCGACAACUCAACAAUAAAAAGAACUGCAUAUUGACAUGAACGAAAAAAUAUAUGAAGUAAUAUAUUUAAUAAUAUGUAUAUAGCAACCAUGAAAUUUUAAUUAUUUUCUUGUGUUAACAAACAUUUUUUUUUUCAAUUAUAAACAUUGGAAGCAAAAAGAGAAACAUGUACCUAGGUGCAAUAGAAUCUUAGCAUUUAUUUACAUAAUACUGUUACAAAUAUAUCAAAAUAGCUAAAAAAAUGAAGAUGUGUUAAAUAUAUGUAUGUGCAUAAAAUUACGUAAAUAUAAAAUAGAAUUUUGCAUGAAUAUAGGAACUUGAAUACUUCGUUUCAUGAAAAAUACCAAUACAAAACCUUAUUAAGACCUCGAGACCAAUAAAAAACUUGUUAAGAACCACAAAUAUGCAUAAUCUAAUUCCAA